This is a messenger RNA of Saprolegnia parasitica CBS 223.65, 1359 nucleotides long. Its product is annotated as kynureninase. Gene Ontology annotation, cellular component: cytoplasm. NCBI's taxonomy places the organism in Eukaryota, Oomycota, Saprolegniomycetes, Saprolegniales, Saprolegniaceae. The transcript has 2 exons. Gene Ontology annotation, biological process: NAD+ biosynthetic process. The record is from RefSeq and is a predicted model, not a curated record. Bases 1 to 1260 code for a protein of 419 amino acids. Gene Ontology annotation, molecular function: kynureninase activity; pyridoxal phosphate binding.
AUGACAGCAGCGACGACUACCAUAGCCCGCAGCGACUGCAUCGCGCUCGACGCGUCCGACAAGCUCGCGCCGCUCCGCGACCUCUUCUCGCUUCCGCCCAACCAGAUCUACCUCGACGGCAACUCGCUCGGCGUCUUGCCGACGGCCACGGCCGGUCGCCUCCAGGCGGUCAUCGCCGACGACUGGAACCGCGCUGGCUGGAUGGACUUGCCUAACCGCAUUGGCGACAAGAUCGGAUCGCUCAUCGGCGCGUCGCCAGGUCAAGUGGUUGUUGCCGACUCGACGUCGAUCAACCUCUACAAGGUGCUUAGCGUCGCGCUUGCAUUGCAGCGCGCCGAUGCGACCAAGACGACGAUCUUGUCGGAUGCGAGCAUGUUUCCGAGCGAUCUCUACGUUGCGGAAGGCUUGGCCAAGACGUGGAACCUCGAGCUUCAGCUGGUACCCACGUCCGACCUCCUUACUGCGAUUGGGCCCCACACGGCCAUUGUCCUCCUCACGCCCGUGAGCUACCGGACAGGCGAGCUCCUCGACAUGCACCAAUUCACGUCGGUGGCCCAUGGCGCUGGCGCGCUCAUGGUCUGGGACCUCGCGCACUCGGCGGGCGCCCACGUCGUCGACUUGCUCGGUUGCAACGCGGACUUUGCCAUUGGGUGCGGCUACAAGUACCUCAAUGGCGGCCCCGGUGCGCCGUCGUUUGUGUGGGCGCACCCUCGGCACGUCAACGCCGUGUCGCAGCCGCUGCAAGGCUGGCUCGGCCACGACACUCCGUUCGCGUUUGAAAGUUCGUACACGCCAGCGCGCGGCAUCCAGCGCUACGUGGCGGGCACACCGCCCGUGCUCAGCCUCGCGGCGCUCGAGUGCGGCGUCGAUACAGUCCUCGCCGCAGCGCCUCUCGGCGGCAUGCUAGCCCUUCGGCAAAAGUCGCUGGCGCUCACCCGCCUCUUCAUCGACUGCAUCACCGAGCGCUGUGGCGAUGCGUUCGAGGUCGUGACGCCCAUCGAGGAUGCGCGCCGGGGCAGCCAAGUGAGCUUGCGCUUCCGUCGCGGCAGCGGCCAGGACGCGUACGCGAUCAUCCAGGCGCUCAUCGCCGAGCACAGCGUCGUCGGCGACUUUCGCGCGCCGGACCUCGCGCGCUUUGGGUUCACGCCGCUCUACACGCGGUUUGUCGAUGUGUUUGAUGCGGUGCAUGCCAUCGCGAGUGUGCUCGAGACGCGCGCGUACGAAGCGCAGGUGUACCAAGUGCGUGCGAAAGUCACAUGAUAUCACGGCCAUCAACGACGCGCCAAGGCGCUGAUUUUUGGGCAGGGAGCGAUUCGUGUACUGAGUAAAAGUACGAUCCGAAGGUCAAUACAACGUGCU